Brienomyrus brachyistius is the source of this 3057-nucleotide messenger RNA. Its product is annotated as insulin-like growth factor-binding protein 2-A. The record is from RefSeq and is a predicted model, not a curated record. Gene Ontology annotation, molecular function: insulin-like growth factor II binding; insulin-like growth factor I binding. NCBI's taxonomy places the organism in Eukaryota, Metazoa, Chordata, Actinopteri, Osteoglossiformes, Mormyridae. The transcript has 4 exons. Gene Ontology annotation, cellular component: extracellular region. Bases 86 to 913 code for a protein of 275 amino acids. Gene Ontology annotation, biological process: regulation of insulin-like growth factor receptor signaling pathway.
ACCUGUUCGCAUACACAGCGGCACUUUUCCACCUGGACUUGCCCCCUUCAGCCCAUAUCCAUUAGUCCCUCUGCCACCAGCAAAUAUGCUCUCGUACAUAGGCUGCAGCGUGCUGCUGGCAUCCCUGGCGUUUCCGGCCACCUUGAUCGGGGAGGUGGUUUUUCGCUGCCCGAGCUGCACCGCGGAGAGGCAGGCUGCAUGCCCGAAGCUCACGGAAACUUGUGCGGAGAUCGUGCGGGAGCCCGGCUGCGGCUGCUGUCCAGUCUGCGCCCGACAGGAGGGCGACUUGUGCGGCGUCUACACCCCAAGAUGCUCCAGCGGGCUACGCUGUUACCCGAAGCCGGACUCGGAGCUGCCCCUGGAGCAGCUGGUGAAAGGUCUCGGACGAUGCGGACGCAAAGUGGAGGCAGAGCCCUUGGGAAGUGUUGAUCACCCCGAGCAGAGUGGGGAAGUGCUGGACCAAUCCGUGAUCAGCCUGACGGAGGGCUCAUCUGAGAGGAGGCCCACCAAAGACGACCCCAAGAAGAACGCGGUCCGGCACCACCGACAGGAGCUGAAGACCAAAAUGAAGUCCAACAGAGCAGAAGAAGUCAAAAUUCCCCCUGUAAAGCUGAGCCAAUGCCAACAAGAGCUGGACCAGGUUUUGGAGCGCAUCUCUAAAAUGCCCUUCAGUGAGAACAGGGGCCCCCUGGAAGAUCUGUAUUCCCUGCAUAUUCCCAAUUGUGACAAGAGGGGGCAGUACAACCUGAAGCAGUGCAAGAUGUCGGUGCACGGACAGAGGGGUGAAUGCUGGUGUGUCAAUCCCCACACCGGACGGCAGAUCCCAGCGUCCCCCAUGGUGAGAGGGGAUCCCAAUUGUAGCCAGUACCUUGGAGGGCCGGAAACAGAGCCCCCUGUCUCCCCACAGAAAUAGCCGGACCCUGAUCCCGUCACCCUAAGGGAGCCUUGAAAAAAAAAAUCAAAAAAAAAGGAGAUGGAAGAGCCAGGAUUUCAAACAGCUAAGCGAGUUACAGAUGUGUGUAUGUGUUUGUGUGCUUGUGUUGUCUUCUUUGGUAUAAAAUGUAUUCGAUCAAUCCUCAGUAAUAUUGCAAGUUAACAGAACCGAGUGUUCAUGUCAUGGCAUAUUAAAGCAAGAAAAAUAAAAAGUAAAACAAAAAUAAACAUGAAGGAUUAAGCAGGCAAAGAACUACCAAUUAGAGAGCAUUAUCGAAAACGUUGGCAUUGACUCUUUUCAAAUGCAGAUGUGAUAAGACUCGACAUACACCAGAGUAUGGCUGGCUUCGCAGUACGCUGUUUGCAGACAGGGGGUAUGAAAGCACACCCUUCAGGCAUCUGUACUUCGUGCAUUUGGCUGUGUUGUCAUUUCAGCAACCCAGCUUUCCGUUUUUGUUGGUGUUGCUGUCCAGGCCAAGUCGCUCCUCUGCUUAUUCAACUUUUAAUCUCUCGGCUUCUCAAUAAAUGUGUGCUCUGUGCCAGACAGUCCCGUUUAGCCUGGUUUUCUAUAGAUUUUUCUGGAAUUCUGAAGACUUUUCUACCUUCUCUGUGUUGGGACACUUCACUUGCCCACCCCCACUCGCGCACACACACACACACACACACACAUUCCCAUACACACCUCCUUCAGCGUAGCUAUGCUGCCCCCCAUGGCCUUGACGUGCACCCCCCCCCCCCCCACUAGGAUUGGUCCCAUCCUCAGAGAGCGCCCUGCUGUGUGCCAGCUCUGUUGCCAGGGAUUGUGGGGCGGCACGGAAAGCAUGUCGCUUGGAAAGACCUCGUUCCCCCUUCGCCCGGUCGCUCCCCGCACCCAGCCAUGUGACACCAUCCUGGGGAGGGAUGGAGAGGGUGGCUUUACUAACAAAGUGCUGACAGAAGGCGAGAUUAGGACCGGAGCCCAACAUUGACAGAUGCGAUAUUACAUGGGUUUGACUUGAUGUAAAUAUAGCCUUUGCAAAUCCACAACCGGUAUCGGCAGGCCCAGGACGUGGCAUUGCCCAGGACUCCCUGGGGUGACUCUAACAUACUUUUGGACCUUUCUGAAAUGACAAAUUUAAGAAAGAGUCUUUAAUACCCCAGAAAGUUCACAGGGCCCCAUCCAAGCAGUCUUCACAAUGCCUGCAUUCCAAAACAAUCAAGCUCCCUAUUUACAUGCUCAUACAUCCGGAGUCUUAUAAUCAUUGCAGUAAUUUUUAAAUGAAAAUGAUAUGGUCCUGACUCUUCCGCAGCUGAAAUUUUCAAAAGCUCUUAAAAGUACUAAUAAUAAGGCCUAAGCAAUUAUAAUUCUGAAACAAAAGUCACGGACCUUAUACUGGCCAGCUGUAGCUUCUCUGUGAAUGGUCCGCUGUUGACUUUUCACGUAGGCUACUCAUCGAAUGAACGAUAAACCCGGCACACAAUAUGUCCGCAUUGUCCCAGUAUGUGUCUGCGGGGCAGCGCAUUUUUCCUGAUUAGAUUUCCAACUUAAUGGGGUCUCUCAGUGUGACACCCGAAGUUGCAGUUAUUCACACAAGCGCGGCUCUUGUGGGGACUGAGACCUGCCGGGAAGUCAGGUCCAUUUCGACCGCAACUGUUUGGGCGGGUGCCGGCAUGUUUCCCUUUCCCUCCCCGGUUGUACAGUGAAUUUUCCGGUAGUUUGAGCUUGGCCUAGUUUGGAGACAAAGCGAGUUCUGCGCUUGUGGCCGGCAGGGUGGGGCAAGGCGAGAGUAUUCACCAUCUGCUGGUGUGUAAAACCAGCGUCAGGCAUCAGACCCGACUUUGUGUUGGGACAGUGUCACACCAGUGACAUGGGGAAUUUCGACAGUGAAGCGAGAACGCCAGGUGCCCUACUUGUUGCUUGCUUGCCUUGCUUUCUCUGCAGUGUUUGGAAAAGACGACAUGGGACGAUGCACAAUACCUUGGUUUAUAUAGGGCCACCUCAGCGAAGUCACAUUCGUGUUACAUCUGCAUUUAAAUGGAAAAGCAUAGCUAUUAAAGAAAGUUACAUAUGUAUGAGAAGACAUAUUCAUUUGGUGUAAGUCUUGUCCUGAUAUGCAGUAUAUCAUUAAACAGAUAUUACCUGUG